This is a messenger RNA of Trichoderma asperellum CBS 433.97, 1128 nucleotides long. RefSeq lists its product as uncharacterized. Lineage: Eukaryota; Fungi; Ascomycota; Sordariomycetes; Hypocreales; Hypocreaceae. The record is from RefSeq and is a predicted model, not a curated record.
AUGGCUGCUCCAGCUACCCAGACCACUGCCUCCAAGUCUUCCAAGAAGAAGGCUGCCAAAGCUCAGGCCCGUACCGAAUCUCCAGCUCCCAGCACUGAGUCAGCCCCCACUGAGAAGGUCGCCGACGCCCAAGACGAUGUCUUCGAGAGCCCUUACAUCAAGGAGCUGCAAAAGAACAUUCGCAACACGGCCAAGAAAUUGACCAACGCUGCCAAGUUAGAUUCGGUCCUUAGCCAGCACCCUGGAAAGUCUCUCGAACAGCUGGUCGACGAGCGAGUCAUCAACGCCGACCAAAAGGCCCAGCUCCAGAAGAAGCCUGCUCUUCAGGCUGCGCUAGCUCAGUACGAGGAGCAGCUUGUUCAAUACCAGAAGAUCCACGAACAGUACCAGACUCGGGCGGCGGCCGAGAAGGCAGAAUGGGCCAAGACGCUUGAGAAGACCAAGGAGGAAGCGCUCAGCGAAGUUAAAGCUGACUUUAAGAACUCUCUGGAUGCCAAACUUCUUGUUCUGUCCCAGUUCUUGCGCCUGGCGGCCUACCGCCGUGAGGAAUCUCAGGAGCCAGAAUCUGAUGAGAGCCAGGCUAUUGAGGGCGUUCUACUCGCUAUCUACUCUGGCGACGAGAAUGCUGUUUCUGCCAUGCAGAGGUUGAUUGAGGGUUCUGACGACAAAAUUGUCAGUGUCCCUGGAGACCAGCUCCAAACAACUUAUGCCACUGUUAAGACGCUCGCACAAAGCUACACUGCGCCGUCCUACGCUGAGCCAGAAGCACAGCCUGCUGCUGAGGCAGUGUCUGACCCGACUAUUGCAAAUGAGGCCGCCACUGAGAUUGAAGCUGGAGAUGGCCCCCUAACCAACGGACACGGACAUGUGGAAGCUGAGCCUGCCUCCAACGGCCUUGCUAAUGCCAAUGUCGCGGACGAGGCUGCCAAUACAGUUGCUGAGAGCCAGUGGGAUACUGGCAAUCAAGACACUUCCCUUUCGCAGGAGUGGGUUGACGUGUCUAUUCCAAGCGGGCCAACCGAAGCUGAGGCCAACGCGGAACCCUCUGCUCUUGAUGCUAACAAGCAGUCUUGGGCGGAUGAUCACCCUGAUCCCGCUGCUGAGGUAGGCCUCUUCUUUGCAUUUUGA